This is a messenger RNA of Ananas comosus (pineapple), 2410 nucleotides long. Its product is annotated as probable folate-biopterin transporter 2. Lineage: Eukaryota; Viridiplantae; Streptophyta; Magnoliopsida; Poales; Bromeliaceae. The transcript is spliced from 5 exons. The coding region runs from base 566 to 2212 and encodes 548 amino acids. The record is from RefSeq and is a predicted model, not a curated record.
CGUUGUACGCAACAAAUUAAAUUAAAACUAAAAACGCCUCUAUUAAGUCAAAAUCUUACUCCUUAAUCCCUCUAACCCUUUCUCUCCUCCGAUUUUGUGCGCAUUUCCACAAAAUUUGUGUGAUUUUUUUCUCUCUCACACGUUUGUUCGCUUCUUCUAGAGCUUAAUUUCACGCAUUCAAUCGAUUUUUUGUUCAAAUUUGUAGUUUUUUUUUGUCUUUUUUUUUUUUUUUUUUUUUUUUUUUUGCUGUUUUUGGUCGCUGGGCAUGUGCAAACACAUGUCAAAAUCUCUUUUUUUAUCCUUUUUCGAGGUGAUUGGAUCGAAAUAGGAGGUGCCCAGUUGGGGAAAUUGGUUUCUGAUGCCCCUUUGGAUCUAAAAAUCCUUUUUUUUAAAAGCUUAAAUCUGUGUUUUUGUGCGAGAUUUGAGCUUUUCAUGUAGGGCCAAGUUCAAUGUUAGGGUUUUCACCAAGUUUUUCCUAAUAGGGUUUGGUAAAAUCCCAUUAAAACCAUGAAAAAUCUCAUCUUUUGUACAUAGAUUCAAAGUUCACUCCUUGAUCCGCACCAAAAUGGCGCCACAUCUUUCUCCCCCAGUUUGCGGGGAUAAGGAGUGCUUUGAGGAGGCAAUAAUGCUCUCCGAGGAGUCUCCGAAGGCGAAAGAAGCUCCAGAAGAGGAGUACAAGGAGCCAAAUUGGUCCCCCUCGCAUUGGUUCAAAAUGCUUGCUGAGGAACUGCAUUGGAGCUUUGUGUUUGGGGUGGUCACGGUUUAUGGCAUUAGCCAGGGUUUCGGGGGCGGCGUGUCGAGAGUGGCGUCGGAUUACUACUGGAAGGAUGUUCAGAGGGUGCAGCCGUCGGCCGCGCAGGUGUAUCAGGGGAUCACCAACAUUCCCUGGAUCAUUAAGCCUGUUUGGGGCAUCCUCACCGAUGUUCUGCCCGUGGCCGGAUACAAGAGGCGCCCGUAUUUCAUUUUCGCAGGUCUUUUGGGGGUCGUUUCUAUGCUUACGCUCUCUCUACACGACAAACUGCACGUCGUGUUCGCGGUGGUGGCGAUGACCGCAGGAAGCGCGGGCGUGGCAAUAGCUGACGUCACGAUCGACGCAUGCGUCGCGCAAAACAGCAUAACUCAUUCUUCUCUCGCUUCCGACAUGCAAAGCUUAUGCGGCUUGAGUUCGUCUAUAGGAGGCCUCUUAGGAUUCGCCAUAAGCGGCCUUCUUGUUCAUGCUAUUGGUUCGCAGGGAGUGCUCGGAUUACUGAGUAUACCGUCUGCAUUGGUUCUUACAGUCGGAAUACUACUGAAGGAAACUCACAUCCCAAACUUCGCCUACGAGCAGGUCUACCAAAAGUUUCUCCAAGCAAGCCAAACUAUGUGGGCGACGUUAAAAUGCGCCGAGGUGUGGAGGCCGUGCGCUUAUAUGUUUGUAUCUCUUGCGCUGAGCUUGAACAUCCAAGAAGGGAUGUUCUAUUGGUACACCGACACGACUUCGGGACUAUCUUUUUCCGAGGAAUCGAUUGGCUUAAUCUUUUCGAUUGGUUCGGUGGGUUCGCUACUAGCUGUUAUACUCUAUCAAAACUCACUCAAGGACUACCCUUUUCGCGGCUUGCUAUUCUGGAGCCAAAUACUCUCGAGCGUAUCUGGAAUGCUCGAUCUCAUUCUGAUACUUCGCUUAAACUUGAAACUCGGGAUCUCGAAUUACUUCUUUGCGGUGAUCGAUGAGGGCGUAUCUCGAUUGGUCGGCCAGCUUAAGUGGAUGCCACUUUUAGUACUUAGCUCCAAGCUUUGUCCAACGGGAAUCGAGGGUACUUUUUUCGCGUUUCUUAUGUCUGUCGACAACGCCGGUUUGCUUACUUCUUCUUGGGGUGGUGGGCUUCUGCUUCAGAUGCUGAAGGUCACGAGGACGGAAUUUAGGAACUUAUGGGUCGCAAUUUUGGUUCGGAACAUAAUGAGAUUAUUGCCGCUGAGUUUACUAUUUUUAGUGCCUACAAGUAACCAAAAUUCUACUAUACUUCCUAUGGAGAUGCUUAAGGAAAAUUGCAUUAUUAUUAGUAAUGAAGCUCUUGAUGAAGGAGGAGGAGAUGGUAUCGAACUUGCCUCGCUCGUCGACAAAAGCUAUUCUUGUGUUCUUCCUGCCAAAGCGCUUAUCGAAAAUGAGAAAAUUGAAGUUCCUGAAUCAGAUGUAGAUGACGGCGAGCUUGCCAAACUUAUUGAAAAGAGUUGAGGACACGAAGAAAUAUAAUUUAGAUUUUAGUUUUAAAAUUCUGUUUGUUUUUUUUUCUUUUUCUUCUCUUUUACUGGAUUAAUUGUUUUAGUUCCAUUGUAAACUGUGAAGAUAAUGCUUCUCCCAUUGUCUUCAUAUAGUGGUAAAAUUCUUACGAUAUCAACAUUUAAUGACAAAUUAUUGAUUCUUUUUGUUUUC